Molecule: messenger RNA, 1128 nt
Organism: Closterium sp. Yama58-4
Lineage: Eukaryota; Viridiplantae; Streptophyta; Zygnematophyceae; Desmidiales; Closteriaceae
Source: the annotation of a GenBank genome assembly
AUGUUGCAAGGGGCGGACGUUCCUCCGAAUCAGACCAUCUACCUGAACAACCUCAAUGAGAAGAUUAAGAAGGAAGAGCUGAAGAAGUCUCUCUACGCGGUGUUCUCGCAGUUCGGCAAGAUCCUGGACAUUGUCGCGCUCAAGACGCUGCGCCUGCGCGGGCAGGCGUGGGUGGUGUUCGAGGAUGUCACGGCCGCCACCAACGCGCUGCGCCAGAUGCAGGGCUUCCCCUUCUAUGACAAGCCAAUGAGGAUCUCGUAUGCAAAGACCAAGUCGGACGUGGUUGCCAAGUCAGAUGGCACGUUCGUGCCCAGAGAGAAGCGCAAGCGCCACGAGGAACGAGGCCUCGAGCAGUUAUGCUUUCUCGUUCAGCCAUCCCUCUUGCUUCAUCCCAAUUCUCUCUCUCACUCCUCCGCUUCUUUCCCCUGUGCUCACAUCCCCUCUUCCCUCGCUUCCCCCUUUCGCUCCCCUCCUCCGUUCCCCUCUUCCCUUCCCUCCUCCCUUCCCCUCUUCCCUCCCGUCCUCCCUUCCCCUCUUCUGUCCCCUCCUCCCUUCCCCCCUUCCCUCCCCUCCUCCUUUCCCCCGUUCCUCCGUUCUCCUGACCACCCCUCUCUUCCCAAUCAGCCCGGCGUCGCCAGCAGCAGGAGCAUGCAGCAGCAGGGGCAGCAGGCGGCGGCCGCGCCCCUGCCACUGCUGCAGCCUAUGCCCAGGCUGGGGCAAUCCCAGGGGCAAAUGAGCCGCCCGCGCCGCCCAACAGCGUACUUGGGUCGCAACGACUGCCCGCUUUACGAUGCCGAGCUUGGCACGGCUCCUCGGCGCGACGAGGCGGCGCAUCUGCAUCAGUUCAUCCUGCACGGCGCCAUGGACAUCGUGCAGGACGCCGUGUGGGCCACCAACAACAUGCAUCUGAAGGCAGUGGACAAGUUCAACGACCUGCUCGUCUCUGUCUACACGAAGCUGCUGCUGCUGCAUGACUCGCGCAACGAGGACGGCAUCAAAAACUUCUUCCAGGAAGUGCACGAGCUGUACAUCAAGGUGCUCAUGAACCCACUUCAUGUACCCGGCUCCAAGAUCAUAUCAACGGUCUUUGAUGCUCGAGUCAGGGCUUUGGCCAAGAGGCACCUGUGA